Molecule: messenger RNA, 6402 nt
Organism: Xyrichtys novacula (pearly razorfish)
Lineage: Eukaryota; Metazoa; Chordata; Actinopteri; Labriformes; Labridae
Source: the annotation of a GenBank genome assembly
AUGUCAUCCAACUCCUCGACUGAUAAUCUGUGUGCAUCGGAUGACCGGCUCUGCAGUAAGGACAUGACGGCCACUCUUCAUCUUUUCCUUGACACUACCUCCUGUCCCUCUUUCUGCCUGUAUACUUCAUACUACACUAUACUUCAAGUUUGGCAGCUAGUUUCUGAUUUAGCUGAUGAAAAAUGAGGAAAAUAAAUGGAGGGAUACACAGCAUGAUCAUUAUUUUUCACUGAUAAACUCAACUUUUCUUUUUGGUUUUAAACCUUCCUCUUAAAUGUUUCAACCCCUCACCGCUUCUCUAUCAAUGUGUCUCUACAACUACAUUUUCCAUUCCCUACUGCUUUUCUAAAUAAUAAUCUAUAAUUUCAACUGCAUCACACAGUUACAGAUCUGAAAAAUGUAUCUUACCUGCAGUAUCUAAGUAGUGUUUCUGAUUAUCUGUCAAGCUAAUCCUCGGUGGACAACUUAAAGGUUAAUAUUAGCUCACCACCAGAUGCCUGAGUUAACUGCCAUUUCCCGUGACACUGGACUAGCAAAGUUCAAGCUCAAACAAAGCCUUAAACGGGUAUGUCAAAAUGAUUAAUACUAAUUCUGUAAAUCUCUCACCACGCCUAAGAAUGUACUGCAACCAGAAAACGGUGUUUACACAGAGGGACAUGGAUUUACAUUCAUGUUUUCUACCUUUUGACAACAGAGGAUCAAUAUCAGGGCUUUAGACAACAGGAGGUGUGUAAGAUGAGGGAUAUGACUGAUACUACAGAUAACCUGCAUUGUGGUGAUGUAAGUUAAGGGUGUGUUUUUUCUGCUCAGACUGUAGCUGUGAGAAAGUAACAGUUUAGGGCCAAUAUGGCCGAUGGACAUGAUAUAAUAAAAUUAUAAAAACAACUGAAAAAGUAGUUUAGUAACCAUAUUGCAAUAAUGGGUAAAGUCUUUUAAAAUGAGAAAACAGCUGUAUCUGUCCUGCAUGUGUCUUACGUGAAAAAAGAGAUCAGAUUAGUGAAAUCUCUCAGACACAGUUUAAUAAAAAAAAAAAACUCAAAGGCACAACCAGGAAAUCCAUGUUGGCAAAGACUCUUGACUGUCUGACUCAAUUUCUCUAAGUGUCAAUGCAUGAGUCUUUCUAGUGUGUCCUAAUUACAGCCUAAUUGGGUCAUGAUGACUACAUAACAACACACCAAUAAUUUCACAGCCAAGUAAGGCAGAGGAAAACACAGUAACAUGACAAUAACAGUGUGAUAAAUGCUGCCUGAUUACAGUCACUCAACUUAGCCCGACAGAUUUUUUUGAUAGUUGUGUCGUACUGAUGGAUCCACUGUCUGUGAUCAAUUCACCAAAGCUAGUUCAGGCCCGAAUUGCCGGUCCUUAACCUAUCAAAAGCAUGCUCUGAUCAAUCCAAUAGCUAAAUCAAACACCACCACUUUCUUUAUAUGCAUCAUCAUAACCCAAUGAGAAAAAAAGAUGUCAAAAUGUGGCACCUCUAAACUGGUUUGUCUUGCUACUUACUGCCACUUACUUUUUCAUGGACGAUUUUCUGGGAAGUAAAUCGUAACACACCGACAUACAUUUCUGCAUUUUACACGGGUAUAUCAGUCACACCACUCAAAAGGAUGCAGCCAAAUUUUUCGAUGACAAGAAAUGUGUAAAAAUGUAUCUUAUACACUUUUAAUUUUACAGUAAUCUCUGCAUUCUCCAAGUCUCAUCACUGCUUUGCUAAAAUAUUUUGCUGAUAGUAAGAACUAACCUAUUUUAAAGUCAGGAGCUACUUUUUGUUUCCUGGUUUAUGUCACAGCAACUGACAGAUCCAACAAACAGAGUAGAGAUAUUUCGGUAGCUUGCAAACUGAUUUGCUUCUCUGGCAUGAGGGAUAAUGAUGUAAUGUUACAGUUGAACACCAGCCAGCAGCUUCAUAGUUUCAUAAGCAGAGGCAGAACUGUGCUAGAUGAAGGGUUUUAUUCAUCUCAUACCUGGAUUUGGAAAAAUUUAAAGAGUAAACUUAGACACUUUUAUCCAGCUGAAUAUUGUAUGUCCUUGUGAAAAACACAGCUGAACUAAAACGGUACCUGCAAAACCAUUAAAAAAAUCUUUCAAACUAACCAUAAGACCAUCUUUCAAACAGAUAACCUACUCUGACACAGUCUUGACAGUGCACCACCUUCUUUAAGCUCUGGCAUUUACUCCAUUUACUUCUUCUCUCUUUCUCUCAUAGUCACAAAGGAGUAUGACCUGGCUGUGAUCAUCGUACCCGUGGUGCUCCUUUUUCUGUUCCUUGUCACCCUGCUGCCCAUCUUUAUAAUGAGGUACCGUCCCAGACCGAGGCGGACACGGAUCACAGUGCCUCAACGCUACCACAGCUCAUCGCACAGACAAACCCAAUCACACAGACACAAUCAAUCACACAGACACAAUCAAUCACACAGACACACCCAAAGGCCAAGCCGUGGACACCACCUGCAGGGCAUCGAUGGUCAGCAAGCAUGCAUGCUUUAUCAGAACCUUGUUGCAUAUUUCUACUCAUAGCAGACAGGAUCAUCUGAGAUUUUUAACUGUAUUUCACAUCUCUCCCCACCACUAAAAAAGCUCCCCCAGGGAUAAACCCGCUGGAACAUGAAGAGCUGCCAAUGUCAGUUCAACAAGUGCAACAGAAUGUCAGGCCAACUCUGGCUGCAGUACCACAGAGGUCCACUGAGAGGCACAACAGAGGCUUCAGCCAAGUCACUGCUCUGCCACUGUCCUUUUCUAUCAAGUCUGAUGACACAGUCCAGCUCUACAGAGCCCGCAUGGACAACAGGGACGUCGUCCUGAGGGUGCUGAAAGGUAACUGAACUGUAACGAAACAAACCUCAAAGGACAGGCUCCAACUUUUUGCUGCAUGUGUGCUGUGAAAGUUUUUUUUUCCUUCCUCAAACAAGGAAAUAUGAUGAGUAUUUUGACAGGGGGUUUACCCACACUUCUAGCCCCAUAUGUCCUAUCUUUAAAUAUGACAUAUACACUUUUCAGAAAUGUAGGUUUGUUUCCUUCUAAAAGCAGGUUUAACUCACAGGACGCUCCUAAAAAAAAAAAAACAUAUAUAUAUUUAAAUAUAUAACACUGCUCCUCUGUCAAACUUCCUGGAACGAUACGUGCAGGACAUAAAAAUCUGAUCUCUCACUUCAACAGAAACAGCAAACAGCAGUGAGAAGCAGAACUUCUAUGGAUUUGCCUCUUUUGUCUCAGGACUGGGGCCGCACCCCUUCCUGCCUGCACUCCUGGGUGUAGUUUCAACGCCUUCACCAGCAAUGAUGGUUGUAGAGGAGCUGCAGCACAGAGACCUGUUGGGAUUCUUAUGGAGAUGUCGACAGGUACAGAAGUCUGAUACACAAUGGGGAUCAGAUAUACUAAAAUGUUCCCACAAUGGUCUAUAAAGAUUACCAAUGUGGUUUACCGUGCAAACUACAUGACAACUGCACACCAUUUACUGAUAUCUUCUCCUGAAUGAGCUCAUCAUUAGGUCGACACUGUUGAUGAAAGCUUUGUAUGGCUUAUGAUUACCACGUUAGAGUCUACAAUCAUUUUAGUUAUAACUACCUUUAGUCACUGGGUGGCAGCAUAAUAGAUACUAUCCUGCCACUAAAACUGAGAAAGACACCCUUAGCCAAAGCAUAUUGCUUGUGAUAGGCACUGUGUAAUCACCCAUUUCUAGGCCAAGAGCACCUCAGCAGAUUGUGAACACGUACAAUGAUUGGAGAUGUCUGUCAUAUAACAUAAAGCACAGAUCUGCUCAAACGACUACCAGAAGACCUUGACUUAUUUUUCAUCUUUUUGUUCUCCUUUUCAUCUCCCUGAAGGAUAACUCAGGUGCCGGGUCUUCAUGUGACAUGACAGAGAAGAGGAUCUUCACCAUGGCAGGACAAGUGGCCUCUGCUCUGGUUAGUUUCACUGGCAUUAUUUCUCACUGCUUUGCUGAAUAAAAACACUGGAUUUCUGGGAAUUAUGUGUGAGAGAAACCUCAUUCUGUCAACCUGUUGCUCUGUAUAUAUUCUGUUAACUUCUGUCCCGAUCUGUCUUCUCUGUAUUAUCAUCUUCACAAUACAUCCAAAGUAUGUUAGUGUCAUGUUGAUAUGUUACAUUUGGAGCAUCACUCUUAUUCCUUUGUCUUUCUCUGCACAUUUUAAGGAGUAUCUUCACAAUCAGGGCUGCAUUCAUGGCAAUGUGGGAGCUCGUAGUGUUCUGGUUGGUGGAGAUCUGACAGCUAAACUGUGGGGAUUAGGUUCAAUUUACCGCAGGAGGACGCAGGCUAACUCACCAGGGGAAGUUGGAGAGAUGGAGCUCAAGAAGUGGCAGGCACCUGAGGUGCUGGGGAGGAGAAUCUUCACUCAGAGCAGUGACGUGUGAGUGUCCAAGUCCUCUGAGAGAAUAUUAACACAGAGAAAGCAACUAAUUAUAAAUAAAUCCCAUUACUGAAAUGACCUCAGAGAUAUCAAAGAGGUGAAGCUGAAGCUAGGCUGUAAUCUGACUGUUGGAUAAUUAUUUACAUAAACUACUAUAACCUCCUGUCAUGCUGUCAUCCUCCUGUCCUCAUCAUAACACCCUUCUCAAACUUCUUUCUGACAGUUGGUCCUUUGGUAUCCUGCUCUAUGAAAUGGUCACACUGGGUAGGUAUUUUGGAAUUCAUUCCUCACAAAGACAUUGCUUACUGAAAUACUUAUUAAAAGAGUCUCUACAAACAAGGCAACUGUUUGAUAUUUUCAACACAUGUAUCAUUAUUAGCAAAAAUAUAUCUAAAAAUCACUCAUACAAUCGAUUUAAAAAAUCCCCAUGUCCAAACCCUUUGAACGCUGACUUCAUUUUUGUCCCAUAUUUGUCUCAGGUGACCCACCGUUUGCUCAGCUUAUGGCAACUGAACUUCUGCAGUACCUCCAGAGAGGAAAACAUCUCAGACGGCCGCCCACCUGCUCCAACUCACUGUAAGAAAAACAGCAUAGAAGCAAUGGUUCAAUUUUCAGAGUAAUAAAAAAUGAUGUGCAAGAGUCUUAAUCAGGCAUCCAUUUUGCAGGCCCAGCAUGCAUUCUUCUGACUACAAAACUGGUUGAUUUACUGUCAGAGAGUUUUACUCACACUGUUAAUAGGGAUAUUCCUAUAAACAGUGAUUUAGGGUUUAAAUUUAGGGUCAAACACACCAUAACACCAAGUUAGACACCCCCACGAGAGAUGAAUGUUGCCAACUAUUUGCUUCUCUAGUUAUACCAACUUCAGUAACGACCGCAGGAUAGCAAUACACAGCGGUCUGAGGAGCCAUAAACAAACCUCAACCAAAAGCCACUCUACAGCCACAAAUAAUGCUCAGAACAGCACCUAACUUCAUCAACAGGACAUAUAGGGUCCCAGCCAUAGUACUAGCCACCAAACAUCUUUUUAGCUUUGCCUGAUUUCACCAUCUCUCUUCCAGCAGCCGCUUGUUUGUAGCGGGCCAGUCCAUUAAGGACUGCUGCGGGGUGAUGCAGCUCAAGGAAGAACAUUUAUGAUCAUUACCUUUAAGUAAUAAUCACCAUUUUAAUCAUUUUUGCACUGCAGAUGUAGUAGUUCUUCUGCCUUACCGUCUCGGUCUGAUUGCAUUUCCAUGAAGAAAUUAUCAUAAACGUUCUUCCUUAUGCUGCGUCAUCCCGCAACAGUCUGUAAUGGACUGGCUCGAAAUCUUGCUACAAACAAGCGGCUGCACAGAGAAAAUGGGGAAAACGCUAUUUCUUUCUAUAAAACAUACAGAAUAACGAGUUUAACAAAUUAAAAGUGUGUUGAAUGAGACUGUUGCCACACGACGAGGGGCCAUUUGGCCGGUGAGUCAGCGUGAAGUCCAAAUUCCAACCGCGCAUGCGCGUCAGGGCCGUUGAAUCUGUAGCAACAGCAAGCUAAGCUAACUUAACUGAAUACAUUUGUUGUUUUAUUAGACGAGGGGAAAUUACCCAAAAUUUUCCUUGUACUUUUCCCCCCUCUAACCACGAGAUAAAUCUGUCGAAUAAACCAGCUCAAGGCAAAAGCCAUUCAUGACAAGUUCCGCUUCAAAGGUUACUGGUAACUUCUAACCGUCGACGGUUAAGCUAGCUUAGACCAACGUCUGUGAAAUGUCCAACAACCCUCUACUGCAGACAUAUUGAACAAACUUUGUAAUAAUUAAACUUAUAAAUGUUUUAAACCAAGACAACACUUGACAGUAGUUUCACCUUUGUCAACAGGUACUCUAUUAUCAGGACCUGCUGCGCUUGGAACGCACAGCACCGUCUCUCCAUGUCGGAGCUGAUACGAAAGCUUCACGCGGGAGAACAAUCAGCCAAUGGGAGUACAGUUCUAAGAGUGUCCGAACCACUGAACAUCGAGAGAUACCUCCGAGAGGCGGGAUAUGGAGAAGCGUACAACUAUGCCGUACUCUGA